UGUUACUUUGGAAUAGUUGCGGGCGGCUAUGUAAAUAUGCAAAGACAAAAUUAUUAGUUAAAAUUACUUGAUAAAUAAUACUAUAUGGUUUUGGAAGAAAUAGAUAAACCCAAAGGUGAAUGGGAUCUAUAGUUUGAAGGAGUCAUUGUAUCUAUAUCUCUGCUAUUCUUUUCCAUCAGACGUUAAUAAUUUUCAAUUUAAUUACUAACAAAGAGUGACGACGGUGGCAAAAAUGAACUUUGGAAAAUCUCUGUUAGUUCCUAGUGUUCAAGAGCUUGCCAAACAGCAUCUAACCAAUAUUCCGGCCAGGUAUGUCCGCCCAGAAGAAGAAUCUCCGGUCAUAUAUGCCGGAGCAUCGGUCCCAGUUAUCGAUCUUCAAAAGUUGAUUUCCAUGGAUUCUGAGCUGCAAAAGCUUCACUCGGCUUGCCAACAAUGGGGUUUCCUCCAGGUUAUAAACCAUGGAGUGACAUCUUCGUUGUUGGAGGAUUUCAAGAGAGAGGUUAUUGAUUUGUUCAAACUUCCAAUGGAAGAAAAGAAGAAACUAUGGCAACAGGAAGACAGCUUUGAAGGUUUUGGGAAUGCAUUUGUAGUAUCAGAGGAGCAGAAACUUGAUUGGAGUGACAUGUUUGGUAUAAUGACUCUUCCUCUUCGUAUUCGCAAAGUGGACUUGUUUCACAAGUUGCCCUCAGAUCUCAGGGGCAUUAUAGAAGCAUACUCCAAUGAAAUCAAGAGCCUAGCAAUGAUCAUCGUAUGUCACUUGGCAAAGGCUUUAAGGAUAGAUGAAAAUGAAAUGAGAGAGCUAUUCAGUGAUGGUGUGCAGUCAAUGAGGAUGAAUUAUUAUCCGCCUUGCCCUGAGCCAGACAGGGCAAUUGGCUUAAGCCCUCAUUCUGAUGCUGAUGCCCUCACCAUCCUUUUCCAGCUCGAUGAAACUGAAGGUCUCCAAGUUCGAAAAGACGACAUUUGGGUGCCUAUAAAGCCCCUCCCAAAUGCUUUGAUUGUUAAUAUUGGCGAUAUGAUGGAGAUAUUGAGCAAUGGUGUUUAUAAGAGCAUUGAGCACAGAGCAAUUGUAAACUCAAACAAAGAGAGACUCUCUGUUGCAACAUUCUCUACCUUCAACCUUGAUUCCGAAUUAGGACCUGCACAUAGCCUCAUUGGAACAAAUAAUCCUCCAAUUUUCCGAAGAGUUGUCGUGCAAAAAUAUUUACAGGACUUUUUUGCACGAAAACUUGACGGAAAAUCAUACCUUGAUGUCAUGAAGGUAGAGGUGAGGAAUGGAGAAUCCUAGGUAGUAUUUGAUAAUAUAAUUUACUCUUGGCGUUGAAAUCUGGACUUCCAUUACUAUAAAUAAGAAGAUUCGAGUCUUCUUCAUUUAUUUUGUUUUAAGCAUGUUCUUCCAUCUCAAAAAAAUUCAUAUUUUUUUUUGGAAAAGAGAUUAAAAAUUCUCCAAUCUACUUUUUCCCCCCCUCAAAUUAGCUAAUGGUCAUUUGCAAUGUAAAAUAGUCACAUGCCAUAUUACGAUUCGUCACAUAUGUAACUUAAUUCAAAAGUUAAAUCCACCAAAUUCUCAAAUC
This is a messenger RNA of Solanum lycopersicum (tomato), 1571 nucleotides long. Its product is annotated as protein SRG1-like. The record is from RefSeq and is a predicted model, not a curated record. NCBI's taxonomy places the organism in Eukaryota, Viridiplantae, Streptophyta, Magnoliopsida, Solanales, Solanaceae.